CCUGAAGUUCAUACCCGGGCGCAUGCGUACUCGCCUCUCUUCCAGCCUGCUUCCGCAGCCCUGGAGUUGGACCCGGCUUGGGUGGGCCUCGACAGCGGCGGCAUCGGCGACGGCGAUAGUGACAGGGACUGCGUGAGUCCCGGACGGAAAUGGCGAUGGCGAUGUCAGACAGCGGGGCGAGCCGCCUGCGGCGGCAGCUGGAGUCGGGCGGCUUUGAGGCGCGGCUGUACGUGAAGCAGCUCUCGCAGCAGUCGGACGGAGACCGAGACCUGCAGGAGCACCGGCAGCGCAUCCAGGCGCUGGCGGAGGAGACGGCGCAGAACCUGAAGCGCAACGUCUACCAGAACUACCGGCAGUUCAUAGAGACGGCCCGCGAGAUCUCCUACCUGGAGAGCGAGAUGUAUCAGCUCAGCCACCUGCUGACCGAGCAGAAGAGCAGCCUGGAGAGCAUCCCGCUUACCCUACUGCCGGCUGCCGCCGCCGCCGCCGCGGGGGCCGCCGCCGCCUCCUCCGGAGGGGAGGAGGGGGGAGGCGGCGCGGGGGGCCGCGACCACCUCCGGGGCCAGGCUGGCUUUUUCCCCAGCCCCGGGGGCGCCUCCCGCGACAGCUCUGGGCCAGGCGAGGAAGGAAAGCAGCGCACUCUCACCACCCUGCUUGAGAAGGUGGAAGGGUGCAGGCACCUGCUGGAGACGCCGGGACAGUACCUGGUGUACAACGGGGACCUGGUGGAAUACGAGGCGGACCACAUGGCCCAGCUGCAGCGGGUGCACGGCUUUCUCAUGAACGACUGUUUGCUGGUGGCCACCUGGCUGCCACAGCGGCGGGGGAUGUAUCGCUACAACGCCCUCUAUCCCCUGGAUGGUUUGGCCGUGGUCAAUGUCAAGGACAACCCGCCCAUGAAGGACAUGUUCAAGCUGCUCAUGUUUCCCGAGAGCCGUAUUUUUCAAGCGGAAAACGCAAAAAUCAAACGAGAGUGGCUGGAAGUGCUGGAGGAAACCAAGAGGGCCCUCAGUGAAAAAAGACGCAGGGGGCAGGAGGAGGCAGCUGCCCCUCGAGGGCCACCGCAGGUGACUUCCAAGGCUGGCAACCCAUUUGAGGACGAAGACGACGGCGAACCAGCUGUUCCCGAGGCAGAGGAAGAGAAGGUGGACCUCUCAGUGGAAUGGAUCCAGGAAUUGCCUGAAGACCUGGAUGUCUGUAUUGCCCAGAGGGACUUUGAAGGGGCCGUCGACCUGCUGGAUAAGUUGAACCGUUACCUGGAAGAUAAGCCCAGCCCACCUCCUGUAAAAGAACUAAGGGCCAGAGUGGAUGAGCGUGUCCGCCAGCUCACUGAGGUGCUAGUGUUUGAACUCUCCCCGGAUCGGUCCCUGAGAGGUGGUCCCAAGGCUACCCGCCGGGCGGUUUCUCAGCUAAUCCGGCUUGGCCAGUGCACGAAGGCUUGUGAGCUGUUUUUGAGAAACAGGGCAGCAGCUGUGCAUACUGCAAUACGCCAGCUUCGCAUUGAAGGUGCCACUUUACUCUACAUUCAUAAGCUCUGCCACGUCUUCUUUACCAGCCUUCUGGAGACCGCCAGGGAAUUUGAGACGGACUUUGCGGGCACCGACAGUGGCUGCUACUCUGCCUUUGUGGUCUGGGCGAGGUCAGCCUUGGGCAUGUUUGUGGAUGCUUUUAGCAAGCAGGUGUUUGAUAGUAAGGAGAGCCUCUCCACAGCGGCUGAGUGUGUAAAAGUGGCAAAGGAGCACUGUCAGCAGCUGGGCGACAUCGGACUAGACCUCACCUUCAUCAUCCAUGCCCUCCUGGUGAAAGACAUACAAGGGGCCUUGCACAGUUACAAAGAAAUCAUCAUCGAAGCCACUAAGCAUCGCAACUCUGAGGAAAUGUGGAGGAGGAUGAACUUGAUGACUCCAGAGGCCCUGGGGAAACUCAAAGAGGAGAUGAAGAGCUGUGGAGUGGGUAACUUCGAGCAGUACACGGGGGAUGACUGCUGGGUGAAUCUGAGUUACACGGUGGUUGCUUUCACCAAACAGACCAUGGGCUUCUUGGAAGAGGCACUGAAGCUGUAUUUCCCGGAGCUGCACAUGGUGCUUUUGGAGAGCCUGGUGGAAAUCAUUUUGGUUGCUGUUCAGCACGUGGAUUACAGUCUUCGGUGUGAGCAAGAUCCAGAGAAGAAGGCUUUUAUCAGACAGAAUGCAUCCUUUCUGUAUGAAACGGUCCUCCCCGUGGUGGAGAAAAGGUUUGAGGAGGGUGUGGGGAAACCCGCCAAGCAACUCCAGGACCUGAGAAAUGCAUCGAGACUGAUUCGUGUGAAUCCCGAAAGUACAACGUCAGUGGUCUGAUACCUGGACCUGUUUAUGUGUAUCCGUGUAUAUUGCUUAUGGAUUAUUUAUAUUAAGUUGCAGUAGCAUAUUCUUUAUAGUCUCAAACAUGUCUUAAAAAUAAAAGAUGCCUUCUCGGAUAGAAGUGCAAAAUCAAAAGGAGAAAGAAAAAAAAUGUUAAAUUAAGGCCAUAUGACAGAAACAUUGGAAUUAUUAAAAUAUAUAAUAUGCUUUCCUUUUAAAUUAUGCAGCUCUCUAAUGCAUAUAUCAUCACACUAUAGCAUUUCAGCUUAUCCUUUGACCCACGACACACUUUCUCACAGUGCAGAUUAUGUAGCGCUGAUAAACAGUUUCUGUAAAUACAGAGUUUAAGUAUGUUGUGAAUGUCUCCCUGUUCACAAAAAUGUUAGGUUUCUUAGGGUACUGUGCCAUAUAAAACCCCCUGUGCCCUAUACUUCCACACCUUAAAAUGUGUCUGAACAAUUUGGGGGAAAGAAAGGAGUUGAGGAAAUUGGUUUUAGGGUAAACUUUGGUCAAAAGAAUUCCUUCAUGAAGGUAGCUAGUGUGUGGACUUGAGUACUCCAAUCCUUAUAGAGCACAAGAGGAAGCUGUCAUAAACACAGUUCCAACGUAAUUUAAAUGGUUCAUCAUUUUUAGCUGCUAAUUAGCAGCUUGAUAACACUUGAUUUGGGAGCAUUUACUUGAAAAUCUUAAGAACUAUCAUCAAAUUUUUUUUUUACGUAUUUCUGAGUUGUCUGAAGUUCCCUUUUAUCAUAUUAAAAAAAAUAAAAAACAAGACACAUUGAAGAACCUGACAGCGCUUUGGUGUGGGUUACACAUAGUGGCUCAGACUUCAUGCAAGUGGGAGAAAAGUUUUCAGAUUUCAGGGUCUGGGUGGGUGGGAAAUUAGGGAAAAUCCUAUGCAGACCCCACGGUGUUCUUAAGUAUGACUGCUUUGAGCAGAAAUUUGUUUUUGUUUUUUUGUGGCUAAGUGGAUAGCUUUUCGUGGCUAAGGGUAAGUGUUUUUUCGUCUCACAGAAAAAUGAGACAGUGUGCCCAAAGGAAGGGGGAAAAACCUUUGGUGACUCCUAAAAUGCUCCAGGCUGCAUUUUUCAUGUUUUAUUUUUAAAUUUUAUUUGUUUCUCAAACUGAAUAUAAUGCUUACUUCAGAUUGUUUAGUAAACAAAAAUAACUAAAGAAAUUUGAGCUUCCCGAGGUUUCUAAACUUGCAUCCAUUGUAUAUUGAUUAUCUGGCCUUCCUCAUACCUGGAGAGAAACUGCUAAGACCCAUUUUUCCCCUAACUUCUAGUUGUGAUUCUUGUCCCUAAGUGUCAUUUCUGAUGCCGAUGACGUGAAAAGGUCGUUUCUUUUAUCUGAAGGAAAAUAGUGGUAUUAAGACUGUGGGAAUUAUGUAAAACCUAAAAUAGCUUCUAAUAGCAGGUUAGGGUUGUAAAGCUCCUUGACUUAAUUACUCAUAUGCCAGACGAGCCUCUUAUUUUAUAUUUAGCUAUGCAUAUCUAAAAGGUUGAAAAUUAUCAAAGUUAAAGAUUUUCUUUGACUUUUUUUCACAUAACUUUAGCAUUUACUAGAUAAUAACCAUAACUGGAUAUCUCAGUUGAACAAAAACAGUUAUAAUCUGCCUUUUUGUUUUUUAAGAUCACUGGAGACUUGAAUUUGAUAAAAAUUAUAUGAUUAUUUUAUGCCACUUAAAGUUUCCAAAAUUAUAUUGUAUGAAACAUGUAUUGUGUCUAUAUUUGAUGCUGGAUCCAUGAAAUGAUACUUCUGAAAUCAAAACUUCUCUUACGGCAUGAAGUGUUAAAAACCUCAGUGCAUAUGCUCCCAGAUGCUAUUUCAAUGGUAGCCUUUUCACAGAACUGUCUGCUUUUUAAAACUGGAAGUACAGAAUUUUCUUCUGUUAAAAGUUGUGUGUUCCUUAAAGUUGUAGCUGGAGGAAUUAGGCUGUUGGUGAAUCAGUUUGUGUGGGAAGUUGAUUAAAGACCAUCGAUGUUGCAACGUGCCUUUGUGCCAGGACAGAGCAAUUUCACUGCAUUUCCUCCAAAUGGGGUCAGAGCUCUUCUCUCUAGUUCUCGUUCAGUAAGACACCAAAACAAGGUCUGAAAACGGAAUGCGGUUAGAGAUUGCCCGAAAAUAUAGUACAUACGGUAUUAUACCAGUUAAGUGUUGAUUGCCUUGUCUCGGUUGCUUUGAAGAUAACACUCACUUGAGCUUGAAAUCAGACUUGAUUGAAUUAGUGUUGAAGAAAGAUGCCCUGUGGAAUUAAGUCUGUUUUUGAUUAAAGCCUCAUCUCACUUAAGUGCUGAAAACUCACUUAUUUUUGUUUAGAACACUACCUAUCGUUGUCAUCAGCACUUGUACUUUGCAACUUGCUUUCCUGGGAUUGGGAAUUCGGGACUUGACGUGUAGUAUAAAAUCAGUAUGUGUACAUUUUGCUUAUUGGUAUGCUGUGAUCUGAGGGAAUCUGAAAUGUUUUACCAAAAUAAAGCUGAAAAUUUUUCUUACA
Mesoplodon densirostris (Blainville's beaked whale) is the source of this 4836-nucleotide messenger RNA. RefSeq names its product exocyst complex component 8 (gene EXOC8). Lineage: Eukaryota; Metazoa; Chordata; Mammalia; Artiodactyla; Ziphiidae. Gene Ontology annotation, biological process: exocytosis; intracellular protein localization; Golgi to plasma membrane transport. The transcript has a single exon. The record is from RefSeq and is a predicted model, not a curated record. Gene Ontology annotation, cellular component: exocyst. The coding region runs from base 150 to 2336 and encodes 728 amino acids.